CUUUUCAAUUGUCAUCUUGGAUUUUUAAUUUGUUAUUACUCACGGUGAAGCAAGUAAGUCAGUAUGAAAAUAUUAUUUUUGGUAGGCUUUUUGAUUGCAACAGUAACAGCCGAAGAAAAAUAUACUAGCAAAUACGAUUCUAUCGAUUAUCAUUCGAUAUUGGCUAGCGAGAGGUUGUUGAAACAUUAUUAUGAUUGUUUGAUGGAUGCAGGACCGUGUACACCCGAUGGAAAAGAAUUGAAAAGUGUUAUAUCGGAUGCAUUGGAAACGGAAUGUACAAAAUGCACAGAAAAACAAAAAGACGGAGCGAAAGAAGUAAUCGAAUAUAUGGUUAAGAAUAAAGUUGACUGGUGGAAAAAUUUGAUGAAUAAAUACGAUCCUGAUGGAAUUUACAAGGAAAAAUAUCAAGAUGAAUGGAGAAAGCUGGGCUAUCCAUUCUUGAUAAAAGAUAAAGGAUUGAAAAUGGGAUAUCUGUCGUUAAUUUUCUUACUUGCUGUCGCAUCUUGCGGUGCUUUAGCCCAAACAUAUAACACAAGAUAUGAUAACAUUGAUAUUGAUCAAAUUUUGUCCAACAAAAGGGUAUUAGACAAUUAUAUAAAAUGCAUAUUGGAUGAUGAAACCAGAAGGUGUUCACCAGAAGGGCGAGAGUUUAAAAAAUAUAUACCAGAGGCCAUACGAACAAACUGCGCUAAAUGUUCGGAUGCCCAAAAGAGGAUAACUAAAAAGGCUUCUAUCUACAUUAUGCAACAUAGACCGCAGGAUUGGGAUAAAAUAAGAAAGAAGUUCGAUCCCCAAGGAAAAUAUCAAGACAGUUUCGCUGCAUUUCUUAAGAGUGUAGCUUAAAAUAAUAUUUAAGUGUUUUAUCUUCUAUUAGACUAUCUUCUUUAUGUGUUAUUUAUUUUAACAACUAAAAAUAAAACCAAAAAUCUA
Molecule: messenger RNA, 930 nt
Organism: Diabrotica virgifera virgifera (western corn rootworm)
Lineage: Eukaryota; Metazoa; Arthropoda; Insecta; Coleoptera; Chrysomelidae
Exons: 4
Coding region: 64-843 (259 amino acids)
Source: RefSeq, a predicted model, not a curated record